Messenger RNA from Cicer arietinum (chickpea), 870 nucleotides. RefSeq names its product protein S40-4. The record is from RefSeq and is a predicted model, not a curated record. Lineage: Eukaryota; Viridiplantae; Streptophyta; Magnoliopsida; Fabales; Fabaceae.
AUUUAUUACUACAAUUAUUUUUUUUUAUAAAAUGUCUUGGAGGAUCAUAUACCAAGUGGCGUAUACCAAGUAGAAUAUAAGGGGAAAUAAUUAAUAAGGACAAAAAUGAAAACGUAGCAACAAUAAAAUAAAAUAAAACAGAGAGAUUAUAAAUUAGUAAGAGCAAUUUCACAACUCUCACCACCUCAACUAAAAUUAGUUUCAAUCAAUGGCUUCUUCAAGGAAGAGUUUCCUUUCAAGAUCAAGUUACAUUUUUCCAACAAACUCAGAGACAGAAACAGAUUUCAAUCAAACAUCAUCAGAUGGAACAGAAUUUGAGUUUGAUGAAGCUGAUGUAUGGAACUAUUCUUCAAAUUCCAACACAGUGACAGAACAAAAAAAGGGUGUUCCAGGUUUGAAGAGAGUUUCAAAAAAAGUGGAAGCUAAUAGCAGAGUUAAUCCUAUAGCUUCAUCUUCUUCAUUGCCAAUGAAUAUUCCAGAUUGGUCAAAAAAUUUGAAGGAAGACUACAAAAAGAAGAAAGAGAGUAGUGAUGAUGAAGAUGAUGAUGGAGGAAUUCGUUUACCUCCUCAUGAGUAUCUUGCUAGAACUAGAGGAGCUUCUCUUUCUGUUCAUGAAGGGAAAGGAAGAACUCUUAAAGGAAGGGAUUUGUGUAGUGUCAGGAAUGCUAUUUGGAAGAAAGUUGGGUUUGAAGAUUGAUUUCAUUUUAUUUUUUAUGAUUGAUUUGCAUAAUGAAAUUAAUGGCUCUCCUUCAUUUUAAUUGUGUCUAGAGUUUUAACUUUUAAGAUUAGGAUUACUCUCAUCAUGCUUGUAAUUGUAAUUAAUUGUGUUAAAAAAAAAACUUUUAAUGCAUAGUACAUAAUUAUGUUUGA